Messenger RNA from Chiloscyllium plagiosum (whitespotted bambooshark), 2674 nucleotides. RefSeq names its product cytoglobin-2-like. Gene Ontology annotation, biological process: oxygen transport. The record is from RefSeq and is a predicted model, not a curated record. Lineage: Eukaryota; Metazoa; Chordata; Chondrichthyes; Orectolobiformes; Hemiscylliidae. Gene Ontology annotation, molecular function: oxidoreductase activity; iron ion binding; oxygen binding.
ACACACACACACAGACUGUUUGCCUGUCAACUGCAGGGGGGGGUGGGGGUUGCUGACCGCUGUCACAAUGAGUGAGCUGACUGAAGCGGACAAAGCGAACAUCCGUGUGGUGUGGGAGAAGUUGGCUGCGGAUCCUGAGGGAAACGGCAGGACUGUGGUUCUGAGGUUGUUCACAGAUUAUCCUGAAACGAAAAAGUAUUUUCAGCAUUUUAAGGACAUUUCAACCCAGGAAGAAAUGCAAAAAUCAGCUCAGAUCAAAAGGCAUGGCAAGACAGUGAUGAACAAACUGACGAGCAUCUUUGAAAAAUUGGAUGAUUGGGCUGCAGUCUGUACCAUUCUGGAUACCAUGGCAGAAAGGCAUGUUCACAAACAUAAAGUGGAGGUCUACAACUUUCAGAUUAUAUUUAAUUUAAUUGUUACGAUCAUGGGCGAAUCAUUGGGGAGCAGCUUUACACCAGAGAUCCGUGAAUCCUGGGUGAAGACCUUCAAUAUCAUUUACCAUCAUCUUGAAGAUUCCUACAAGAAAUACGAAGCUACAUCCUAACUUAAUGGCAUGUGGUUGCAAGCACUUACCACUCCAACCAUUGAUUAAUGAAUGAUAUUCUCUCUAAACCGUUCUGUACUGCAAUGACUAACAUCAUCAGCAUUUGAAUGGAUCUACUUGAGAAUAAUGAAAUUUUGAAAUUAAGAAUGGGAGAAAUAAAUGAUAAUGUUAUGGAAAAAAUUAAACAUAUCCAUUGAUCAUUUGCCUUGCUAAAUUAUAUAAAGUAAGGAAUAUUUUCUGCAUUAUUUGAGCAACUACCUUACUCAAUUAACCUGAUUUUAUUUCAAAUAUUUAGCCAGACAUAGCAACUGCUACAUCAAUAAAUAGAGGUGGUGGCCUAGUGGCAUUAUCAUGAGACUAUUAAUCCAGAGACCUAGCUGGUGACUAGGUUCAAAUCCCACCAUGGUAGAUGGUAGAAUAUGCAUCCAAUAAAAGUCUGGAAUUAAGAGUCUAAUAUUGACCUUGAAUUGAUUGCUAGGGGGGAAAAAAACCCAUCUGGUUCACUAAUGGGAGUAAGUUUUAAAAAAGCAUGUUGAUUGAUUUUAUUUUAGUUUUGUAGUCCAUUUCAAAAGCUCUGGGGAAGUAUGCCCCAUUUAAAAAUAUAUAAUUUUACCUUGAGAGCCUUUUUUUUUCCAACACAUCCCACAACUCACCUGCACCCAGUUAUUUAACUCCCUCCAACAAUAUUACAAUAUCCCUCUAACUUAAUCUUUCAUGAGGCUAAUAAGAGCACAGAUAAUACUGGGGUGAAGCUGAAAGUCUCAGCCUUGGCUAAAGUUGAAAAAUGUUGCUGCCUUCAAGAAAAUCAUUCGCUGUAGGAAUACCUGGUUCAUGUUUUUUUUUGAGUGCUGCUGUUAUUUAUGGCUCCACAUGGCAGGAAUUGGCUGCUGUGGUGUAUUCCCAUUUGUCUGUCCUUGCACGCACCAACUUGCAACCAGUUUGUGAUAUGAUAUCUGUCAGUCAAAUAUGCUCAGGUCUAUUCCUCUUUCUCUACUUCGACCUAUAGAAGAAGUCUCUAGCUUUUCAGCUCUGAUCAAAGAUGAAAUACUAAUGUUGUCUGUCACUUUUUUUUUGAAGAUUUCUAUUCGCUCUUGCAAUUUCAAGUCCCCUUUGUUUGGCUUAACAAAGAUUUUUCAACACAUAGCUUAGCAGUCAUCUUACAAAGGUUACUUUUCCACAGAUCUUCUGUAGAUCUUUGCAGGUUUCUGAGGCAGGCAAGAAAAAGGGCAGAAUGUAACAUGGUUUGGUUCCUGGUUAGAAACUUGAGUUUUCUUAUUGUUACCAUCUUUGCAAAAUUACAUCUGCAUCACCUCUGCUGGCUUCUAUUACCAUUUAGACACACGUAGCUACGUGUUCCACCAUGUACUGCAAUCUUCAUUCUAAUUCCUGAUUACAGUCAGUUUCUGGCCUGUCUUUCUUGACACAAUGGAUGGUAGUUUGGGGCAAUUAUGAUAUUAAACACUGAGCUAGCUAAGAAAGAACACCUCACACCCUCUCUCCCAUUUCUUCUUUCUAUUCUGCAACUUGUUUUGAGUUGUUGACAAAACCAUUUACUGGGAGAAAAGCUAAAUAAUUAAAAAUGCAGACUUAUACUUCCACUUACACGAUCUUCAUGCAAAUGGAAAAAUGAGUCAACAAAAUGCUUUUGGAACUGUGAGUACAUGUAGUUUGAAUUUAUAUCCAUGUGUGGAUGAAUCAACCACUUGAAAAUUAUUAUUUUUCAAGAUUGUACUAUGGUAGUUUGUAUAGUACGCUGGUUUUAAAUCUUAUUAUUUUAUUAAAUGCUUCCUAUUAAUUCAAAAUAAUGUUGUUCAGGUUAUUCAAUGAUCCAACAAUUGCAUUUUUUAUAUAUUAACUAACAAUGUAGAAGCAGUCUAGAUAUCUCUAUAUAUUAAUGCUGCAUACAUCACCAUUUUUAAAAUUUACAUUGCAUUUUUGAAAUUCUAUUUCGUAACAUUAGCAAAACAAGAAAAUAUUGUUUGAGCUGUAAUUGUACAUAUUGGAAGCCAUAGCCGAGUUUGGCAUAUGGCCUUCAAUAUGCACAAUUGCAGUUCAAACAAACCUGUUGCCGUAAUGGAACUUUUAAUAGUCUUCUGUUUACUUCAGUGCAAUAAAAUGCCCUGCUGAUAA